This is a messenger RNA of Rotaria sp. Silwood1, 798 nucleotides long. NCBI's taxonomy places the organism in Eukaryota, Metazoa, Rotifera, Eurotatoria, Philodinida, Philodinidae. The record is from the annotation of a GenBank genome assembly.
AUGAGUUCAAAUGAUUCAGUUCGAGCAUCAUCUUUAAAAGAAGAUGGAUUAGCUCAACUUAGUCGAUCAACAGAAAAUGCGAAGAGAAUUAAGACUGUUCAAGAUAAAUUUGUUAAUAGUCAACCAUUGAUGAAAGAAGGUCGAGCACUUGUUGGUGAAGGAAUUUUGAUGAAAGUUUGUCGAAAAAAACCAAAACAACGAGCUUUUUUUCUAUUUAAUGAUAUACUUGUAUAUGGACGCGUGGUUAUUAAUGGACGUAAGUAUUCACAACAAAAAAUUAUACCAUUAAAUGAAAUUCAAAUAAGUACUCCAAUUGAUUCUGAAGAAAAUCCAUAUUCGUGGUUAAUUUGUAGUCCAAAAAAAUCUUUUAUUGUUCGAGCUAAUUCUGAUCGAGAACGACAAGAAUGGUUAACACAUCUUGAACGUUGUAUUCAAUCUGCUUGUGGUGGUAACACUACACAGCAUAAAGCUGUAGCUGCAUAUUGGGUGCCAGAUGAUAAAGCAGAUACAUGCAUGCAUUGUCAUAUAUCGAAAUUUUCUACGUAUAAUCGUAAACAUCAUUGUCGAAAUUGUGGUUAUAUCGUAUGUGAAGGAUGUUCAAAAAACCGUUUUCUUUUACCUCAUUUGGAUUCUAAACGAGUUCGUGUUUGUGAUUCUUGUUUUUCAAAAUUAAAUAUGAAUAAUAUGAAUGAUUCUCAUCCAAAUCAACGUGAUAGCAGUGAUAGUGAUGGUGAAGAAAAUCAUGCAAAUUACUCACCUAUACCUGCUACAUUUUAUCAAAACAUUGAAAAUCUCUAA